AUGACUUCAAACACUCUGUUCAUGUCACCCGAGGAAUCGUCUCGUAUCCAGACAACAGUCCUCAAUGGACUGAGGUAUCGAGCAGAGCAAAUAGCGAGAGCAAAAGAACACAAAGACGUCAAAAACUUGAUUGAACAAGCAAUUUCAACAUCCCUAAUGCAAGACAUCUCUUCUGCGGCAUUUGGACUUGAUGAGUCCAGGAAAUCCAAGGAAACAAUGCCAGCAUAUGGUGUUGGUGAUCCAUACCUGCCUUGCAUCAAGAAACUCGAUGAUCUUGAACCAAUGUGUAUCAGGGACCUACGCAUGGAGACACAUCAUAGAGGCUUUUAUCUCUCCUUGCGCCGCGUCUCUCCAGUCGUUAUCCUCGAAGCAUCGUCAUGGGCAGUUGUGCAAGACAAGUCUUCUAGUAAUGUCGAGCGUAUCGAGUUGUUCUUGCACAAAUCUCGACAUCGGCGCGACAUUUUGGAUACCGCCUCUGAGUUUAUUGUCAAAGAGCCUUACUACACGCUCAACAACAAUGUGGAGUCUACCAUACAAGUGAACCAUCCGUCGGAUCUGAUUGUCACUGAAGUGAGCGAUGAUCCUGAAUCUUGGCGUCAAGACCCCUACGGUAUAUCUUUGCAUGAGUCUCCUCCUCCAGAAGCGUACAAAGAGAAAGGCAACCGUGCACUCCUCAAGAAGAGAGAACUCACACUGGCCCACUUCUACUACACCCAGGGGUUGAAGCUGCUCUCGGAUAGCAAGUCGAACAAGACCUUACAAAACGAUCUGUACAGGAACAGAUCUUAUGUAAACUUGAAACUCCAGAGGUUCGAUGAAGCAAAAUCGGAUGCUUUGUCUUCCAUUACAUACGAUCAAGAGGGUGACCUCAAGUUCCUUAAUGCAAAAGCCUACAGUCGAGCAGGCCUGGCCGCUUACGGUCAGAGCGAAUUUAUACAGGCCAGAGCGUACUUUGAACAACAAGCGAGGCUCCAGCCUGAUGGUCAACAUGCAAAACUACAUAUGAAAAGGACCGAUAUCAGACUUCGAGAGGCUGCAGGUGGUGCCUAUAACAUGAGCAGAAUCGUCAGCUCACUUGCAAAAACUGGUGGAAGACCUGACGCUGCGUCUUUCAAUGGACCUACCGAGGUCAGACCUAGUCCUGGCGCUGGCCGUGGCCUCUUCGCUACGAGGGAUAUAAGUCCAAAUGAAAUCAUUAUGUGUGAGAAGGCUUUUUGUGUGGCCUGGGGCCACGAGCCUGAGACCUUCAGCGCUUUGGUAUGCGAUACUCGAAAAGACGCUGCUAUCACAGUUUUCCCCUCUGGUUUACACAAAGCCGUUGUUCAAAAGCUACUCAACAACCCUUCCCAAGUUGAAAAGGUCCUGAGUCUACAUGGAAACUACAAGGGCACUGGACAGAAGCUAAUCGAAGCCGACGAUGUUCCUGUCAUUGAUACUUUUCAGGUUCAUGACAUUGUCCAGCGCAACGCAUUUGGAUUAGGGCAGCAAUCGCAAGACGAAGACAUCAGCAAUGCAAGCACGGGUCUAUGGGUCCGAGCACCAUACAUCAACCACUCAUGCAUACCCAACGCAAAGAAGAAUUUUAUUGGCGAUCUCAUACUCUUCCGUGCUACGAGAGGGAUAGCUGCCCGUGAGGAGAUCACUCAUAGCUAUGACGAGUCUAGCAGUUACAAAUUGAGGCAGGCUGCUUUUCGAAGAGAGUGA
Molecule: messenger RNA, 1704 nt
Organism: Fusarium poae
Lineage: Eukaryota; Fungi; Ascomycota; Sordariomycetes; Hypocreales; Nectriaceae
Exons: 2
Coding region: 1-1704 (567 amino acids)
Molecular function (GO): protein binding
Source: RefSeq, a predicted model, not a curated record